GGAAGGACCCUUCGAAAGUUGAGAUUAUCUCUGGGGCCAUGGACUCGGACGCCAGCCUGGUGUCUAGCCGCCCGUCGUCGCCAGAACCCGAUGAUCUUUUUCUGCCGGCCCGAAGCAAGGGCGGCAGCAGCAGCGGCUUCACGGGGGGGACCGUGUCCUCGUCCACGCCGAGCGACUGCCCGCCGGAGUUGAGCGCGGAAUUGCGAGGGGCCAUGGGCGCUGCGGGCGCGCAUCCCGGGGACAAACUGGGCGGCGGCAGUUUCAAGUCGUCUUCCUCCAGCACUUCCUCGUCCACGUCGUCUGCAGCCACGUCGUCCACCAAGAAAGACAAGAAGCAGAUGACUGAGCCCGAGCUGCAGCAGUUGCGCCUGAAGAUCAACAGCCGCGAACGCAAGCGCAUGCACGACCUCAAUAUAGCCAUGGAUGGCCUGCGGGAGGUCAUGCCGUAUGCGCACGGCCCAUCGGUGCGCAAGCUCUCCAAGAUCGCCACGCUGCUGCUGGCGCGAAACUACAUCCUGAUGCUCACCAACUCACUGGAGGAGAUGAAGCGACUGGUGAGCGAGAUCUAUGGCGGUCACCAUGCCGGCUUCCACCCGUCCGCCUGUGGCGGCCUGGCACACACGGCGCCACUACCCACCGCCACAGCCCACCCCGCAGCCGCAGCGCACGCCGCGCACCACCCGGCCGUGCACCACCCCAUCCUUCCUCCCGCAGCCGCAGCCGCAGCUGCCGCAGCCGCUGCUGCAGCGGUGUCCAGCGCCUCCCUGCCGGGCUCCGGGCUGUCCUCGGUGGGAUCCAUCCGGCCUCCCCACGGCCUGCUCAAGUCUCCAUCGGCUGCCACAGCCGCCCCUCUCGGAGGCGGGGGUGGCGGCAGCGGUAGCAGCGGUGGCUUCCAGCACUGGGGCGGCAUGCCGUGCCCCUGCAGCAUGUGCCAGGUGCCACCGCCGCACCACCACGUGUCGGCCAUGGGCGCCGGCAGCCUGCCGCGCCUCACCUCCGACGCCAAGUGAGCGGGCCAGCGGGGGUGCGUUCUGGAGAGCCAAGGGCUGUGGAGCAGCCAGGACUGGCCAGCGCUGGGGCUCCGGAACUCCGUUGUGAGAAGGGGAGCUAGACUACGGGCUGGGCCUAGGGGAUUACAGGGAGUCCUGUCUCUGGGAACGGAAGUAAUGGGAGCAUUUGGAGCAAUAGGGAGCGAGGCACACUUGCUCCAGAACCUGGUUAACUCUUUGACUGAACUCUCGGUGGCUCUGGGAGACGCCGCGGUACAAAAUGGCCACAACUCGCGGGUACCUCCAUCACUGGAACGCCCACUCUGCACCGCUAGGAAGAGUCUAAAACUGUCUUUCCCAUGUGCUCAGAAUGACUCCCUGUCUCGGCUUAGGCAGCUUGUAGCCAAGAGGUAGAUCACAGGGGCACUUGGCAACCUUUACCCAUUUCGGGCCAGGUAGGAGACUCCCAGAAGCCGCACUAUGGAAGCCACCGGCAAGCCUCACUCCCAAGGUUCAUCCCUGACCCAGGGCCAAGGGCCCUAAACUAGUUGACGCUGGCGUGGGUACCAGAAGCACUUAGGGACGUGUCCCAUUUCCAUAACUGGGGAAACUAUGUGGUCUCAGAAGUGUGACCCUCUGUCCUGUCUCUCCUGUUGACUUGUGGUUUCCUAACAAAUCUGUGAAUGUUCCUUUUUCCGACCACGCGAGCAAGUUUUACAGUCGCUCGAAAUAGAAGCACUUGCGGAAGGGAAUAAUCCAAAUUACCGAUAUGGGGGGACGGGAUGCUUUUUAGAUCUUAUUUUUAAAUAGAAACCACACACACCGCCCCCCAUUCUAAGCACAAGGUAAUUUGGUUUCUUACCCGAUUGGGGAUAGCUGUUUUAGGUACCUGAGGGCUUGCCAGAACAGUAACAUCAAAAAGUCGCUGUGAAUAUCGUUUGCGUUAUUUGGGAGGGGGUUCUGUUGGGACUUUGAUAAUUUCUUGUGUAUGUAAAUAUAAUAUAAAUGAAGUGCACGAUACUAGGUUCUUUGUUCAAGUGGCUGCCAGCCCCUCCGGAGUCUAAGCCGGCUGUUUUCUUUCGCUGCGCUACAAGGCGGGCUUCACGGGGCCGGCCGUCUGCCUCCUACCACCCCAACUCUCCGCGCGGCCCCUGCAGAGUCGUAUCUAUCAUCUGUUUUAUUUUUGUAAAGAAAAAAGUGCUAAAUAAUAUUUAUUACUU
Messenger RNA from Alexandromys fortis (reed vole), 2209 nucleotides. RefSeq names its product oligodendrocyte transcription factor 2 (gene Olig2). Gene Ontology annotation, biological process: oligodendrocyte cell fate specification; neuron differentiation; positive regulation of transcription by RNA polymerase II. The record is from RefSeq and is a predicted model, not a curated record. NCBI's taxonomy places the organism in Eukaryota, Metazoa, Chordata, Mammalia, Rodentia, Cricetidae. Gene Ontology annotation, cellular component: nucleus. Bases 39 to 1010 code for a protein of 323 amino acids. Gene Ontology annotation, molecular function: protein dimerization activity; DNA-binding transcription factor activity, RNA polymerase II-specific; E-box binding. The transcript has a single exon.